Molecule: messenger RNA, 424 nt
Organism: Notothenia coriiceps (black rockcod)
Lineage: Eukaryota; Metazoa; Chordata; Actinopteri; Perciformes; Nototheniidae
Product: ATP-dependent 6-phosphofructokinase, platelet type-like
Exons: 3
Coding region: 77-388 (103 amino acids)
Biological process (GO): fructose 6-phosphate metabolic process; canonical glycolysis; fructose 1,6-bisphosphate metabolic process
Cellular component (GO): membrane; 6-phosphofructokinase complex
Molecular function (GO): fructose-6-phosphate binding; monosaccharide binding; identical protein binding
Source: RefSeq, a predicted model, not a curated record
CAGGUUGCAGCGCUCCGGUUUAACGCGGGACUUUUUUCUGUGUUUUCAGGCCAACGUGGAGCAUCUGACGCAGAAGAUGAAGACGACCAUCCAGAGAGGGCUGGUGCUCAGGAAUGAGAACUCCAAUGAGAACUACACCACUGACUUCAUCUACCAGCUGUAUACCGAGGAGGGGAAGGGGGUGUUCGACUGCAGGAAGAACAUCCUGGGUCACAUGCAGCAGGGAGGAGCUCCGUCUCCCUUUGACAGAAACUUUGGCACUAAAGUAGCCGCUAAAGCCGUUCAGUGGAUCUCACGGACGCUCAAGGACUCUUACAAAGGAGGUAAGACCAAACAUGAUGAGACAUUUAGUUAUUUCUGGUCUGUGUGUGAGUGUGUCUUUCCUUAAAGGUCACCUAUUGUGCUAAAUCCACUUCUCCAUGUC